CGUUUUAUUUCUUCCAAUCAAACAGAAAGUUUUAUCAAAAUUCUUCAUCCCUUUCAUUUCCUCUUUGACUUUCCCUUCGUAAAAGUGACGGUUUAGAUUCAAUUGACUAUUUCCAGACUUCAUAUUCCCGUUUAUAUCCCUCUCUGUUGUAUGGAACAUAUAUUCAUCUCUCCUCCCAAUGCUUCAGUUGACUAUCUUCUUCAUAUUUCGUCCCCCAUCGCCAGGCUUACUGAUCGAGCACUAGCUUCACUGAAGGUUUGAAGGAAGAACUAUAUGAGUCCAACAUGAGGCAUAUAUAAAGAUGGAAGUCUUUCAAAAUCAUGGUUGAUGCAAUUGGAUGCACAAUGACUGGUUAACUUUGUAUUGCUUUGCAUCAUUGCAACCUGACAAUUAACUUAAUACAUUAUGGGGAAUAUCCAAGCAUCACUUAUCCGUCAGCCUCCGCCUCCACCCUCUCAACACCCUCGCUCAUCGAUUGCUGCCAAUGAGGAAGAAGAAGAAGCUCUAGAGAUUGCAGGGGGAAAUUAUUAUUUGACAAGGUAUAGAAGGAGGUUGUCAAAAAGUUUAAUGUCUCUUCACGAUGAUAUGCUGUUUGAAGUUCUUACACGUGUCCCGGCUCAAGAUAUUUAUGACGCGGCAAUGUAUGUCUGUCGGAAGUGGUAUCGUAUAAUUCAUACCCAUAAGUUCAUAGAUUCACACCUUCGGCAUUCACCUCAUGGUCUUCUGCUUCGUUGUCCGCAUACACCUGCACCUUUUAUGGUGGCUAGACAAGGCCAAUUGGAGACAUCUUAUUUAACUAAAUUCAAACACCGUGUUUCAGCUGGUUGUAACGGUCUGCUUUUGGAAUUUGAAUACAACGAUACAUCUCAUAUCGUUUUAUGGACUCUUUAUAUAGUAAACCCUGUAACAAAGCAAGUUUUUGUGCUCCCUGGAAUUGAAAACGUAAAUGGUUCCAAAUUUUUUGGUAUAUCUUAUGCUGCAACUUCCAUGGUGUAUAAAGUGGUCGCAAUUGUUCUUGGUCCUCAGCUAAAAAUAUUAACAGUGGGGGUGGAUGAUUCUUGGAGGAGCGUUUGUACCAAACACUUGCGUCCUCUUGCUAGGAGUGGACUUGCCGAAAUUUCCCCCCUUACAACGGAAGGUUUUAUGCAUUGGCCGACUAGUGUAUCUACAGUUGUGACUUUAAAUGUGGAGACUGAAAUGGUUGAGGAGAGCAGUGGCCCGAUCCCUCAAGGUCAUGGAGCUCCUGGGAGUGCCUGGGUGUCGACGGGAAGCAAGUUGUCUUACUUGAUGAAGUUUGAGAGGUUCGGAUGGCAUGUUUGGGAGAUGGAACCAGAAAGCAAAGAGUGGAGAAAGCUGCCAGAUAUUGUUAUUAGCUUGAAAGAUCAAAAGAGGAAGUUCCAACGGUUGGGUUUGGAAAAGGGGCAACAGCUGGAGCCAAUUGGCUGGAUAAAAUACAAAGAGCUGUUAGCCUUGACUGUGAGUCGCGUACUUGGGACAUUCACCGUUUUUGUGUACAACCUUGUCACACACGAAGUUGUCAAAGUGGAUCUGCCUGACUGGGUUGUGAGGCACUCGGUUGUACCCCAUCAGAAUAGCUUGGUAUGGUUGCCUGGAUCCUCCUAAUACUCUUCUACUAUGAAGAGUGAAUGUUGUUCCACCCCCUCACAAACUUUUUUAUUAAGUCGAUCAUCAUGUAUGCAUUGGAGGGGUGAAGUUCAUUUACUUUUAAUUUCCAAGAUACAUGUACUUUUUUACUUUUAAUUUCUGAAAAACUGAUUCUGAUUAUAAAAGAUACAUAUAACUUUUUCUUUAUUUUAUUAAUAAAAUAUAUUUGAAUGUAUUUUUUUCA
Molecule: messenger RNA, 1849 nt
Organism: Cuscuta epithymum
Lineage: Eukaryota; Viridiplantae; Streptophyta; Magnoliopsida; Solanales; Convolvulaceae
Source: the annotation of a GenBank genome assembly